GGGCGGCUUGAUCAAAGAUCGAAACGAGCCCCAGACACUGAACCAGGCGACCCAUCGUUUAUAGUCACCGUUGUGGUCGGCGCAGAAAAAAGCUGAAUCGGAGCUGGGGAAGCACGACCCACAAAGGCGGUAGGCGUCGAGCGAUGGGGAGAGCCACGGGGAUCGGCUUUCUCCUUCUCUCGCUGUCUCUGUUGUUGCAGGGAAUAGGAGCUUCUUCAACUUCGCCCUCUCAACAGGAUUUCAGAGAAUCAGUUGCUGCAAGGACUCUGAAGCAAGGGCAAGAACACACUCAUGAAAUACAUUGUUCAAGAGAAAGGAGCCGUGCUGCCUGGAAAAUCAUUGACGAGUAUCUGAUGCCCUUUGUUGAGCAAGAGCAAUAUCAAAUUCCAAGUAGAUGCAGGCUUCAUCCUGACAAUGAUCUGUUCAGAGAUCAGGAGCAGCACAAGAUCCAUAUUGAUAUAAGUGAAUGGCGGUGUGGGUACUGUAAGAAAAGCUUCCGGGCGGAGAAGUUUCUUGACCAGCAUUUCGACAGUAGACACUCCAAUCUGCUGAAUUCUAGUCACGGCAAGUGCUUGGCAGAUUUUUGUGGGGCAUUGCAUUGUGAUCUUGUGAUGGAUUCCAAGGUGCGCAAGACUAAGUGCAAUCCUGCAGCUGCUGCAAGGAACCGUCAUCUUUGUGAGAGCCUUGCCGACAACUGUUUUCCUGUCAACAAAGGUCCUUCAGCAAACCGUCUUCAUGAAUUCUUCUUACGCCAGUUCUGUGAUGCUCACACUUGCAAUGGAAAGCAAAAACCCUUCUCUAGAGGGGGCAGGAAGCAAACAAGUAUACUUUACCUAGCAAUUUCAAUAUUGACUUUGAUGCUGCUGCCUAUAUUCUAUGUUAUUGUCUAUCUAUACCAAAGAGAAAUGAAGAGGGGUGUCCAAGAUUUGAAGCGCAUCUCAAAAGUUGGAAGCAAAACAAAACCUUUGUAGUUUAUAUUAACUGCCUCUUGCCCAAGAGGGUAGGUAUUUAAAUGGGAAACCAAACAGCUAAGCCAUAGGUAGUCAAGUUAGUCAAAAAAAUUUUUGGUGGUUUCUUCUACUUGAAGAUUGGUGAUCUGGCUGAACUUUGAAGAAACAAUAUUUGAUCCCCAUUGAUCUCCUCCCACUACCCUUUUCCAUGUAAAGCUGCACUGGCUUUCCCAGUGAGAAAUUAGAUGGAUUUGUUUGAAAAUGCAUCUUUGAUUAUCAAACUUUUUGGUUGCUCCCUCAAAAAAGGUUGUGUGCUACCAUUGAUGAAAGCUGCUAAUGUAUAAUGUUGGUCUUCACAGUAA
Molecule: messenger RNA, 1312 nt
Organism: Macadamia integrifolia
Lineage: Eukaryota; Viridiplantae; Streptophyta; Magnoliopsida; Proteales; Proteaceae
Exons: 9
Coding region: 144-971 (275 amino acids)
Source: RefSeq, a predicted model, not a curated record